AUGCCACGUCGUAAAAAAAGACAACAGCAAAUAAGUAGAAUACCUAGAAAACAAGGGCGUUUUGAGACUCAAAAAAAAAUAUCAGAAGUAAUAGAAAUAGAUGAGGCAAUUAAUAAGACAUAUGAAGACAUUAGAGAAAAUGUGAAAGAAGCGAUAACAAAAGUAGGCAAUAUAAAAAAAAGAUCAUAUACUGGAACUUCAAGGUCGACAAUCUGGAGAAAAAAAAAAAACAAAACAAAUGAAAUGAUGGAUAUAUCGUUUAAUAUUGAAAUCCCAACUACUCUACCAUUAUUAUUGCAACCAUCCCAAGAUAUUAUACAAGAUCCGAUAUCACCAAUUGAUACCAGAAUAAGUCUACAUACACGUUUAGAAGAGGUUAAUGAACAAUGUAUAAUAACGAAAUCUUCAAAAGCUAAUAUACCUACCUAUGAUUAUCUGCGCCUUUUGAGUAUAAACAGAUUCAUAUCAUUGUUAUUGGAUGGAAAGAAUAAAAUGGAUGCUAGCAUUCAGGUUGCACGAUCUGUAUGGAACAAGGGUGAUUAUAAGGCAAGAUGUAUCCGAAAAUGGGGAGAUUAUUUCAUACAAACAGGAGAGCUUUUUAUUGAUCACCAAGGAAAGCAUAAAAAACUAAUUGGUUUGUUUGAAGAUAAUAGUUUCUCUAUAAACUGCCAAUCAUGGCUACAACAGCAAAAACCAGAAUUGCGUUCACCUAAAGCCCUUAAGAUAUAUAUCGAAGGAACAUUAUUACCAACACUAGAAUAUAUUAAGAAAGAUACAAUUUCCGAAUCAACAUGCAAAAACUAUAUGAAAAUGUGGGGAUAUAUGUAUAACGAAAAAAGAAAAGGUGUUUAUUAUGAUGGGCAUGAACGACCAGAUGUUGUAAUAUAUAGGAAAGAGUGGUUAAAAAGAAUGUUUACUUAUAAGAAACAUAUGAAGAAUUUUGAAAACGAUAAUGUAAUAGAGUCCCAACUUAAGCCGGAACUUGUACAAGUAACACAUGAUGAAUGUCACUUUUAUGCAAAUGAUAGGCAACGAAAAAUAUGGACCAUAGAAAAUGAAGAAAUAUUGUACUCAAAGUAUCCAGGACGCUCUAUUAUGGUUUCAGCCUUUAUUUGUCCAUGCCAUGGAUUAUUACGAUUAUCUGAUGAGCAAUUGUUGACAAAUCCGCAUAUCAAAUAUAAAGAAACUUUUGUUCUUCGUUCUACACAAACUGAUGGAUAUUGGAAGUCGGAACAUAUGCUGGAUCAGGUUUGA
Molecule: messenger RNA, 1254 nt
Organism: Acaulospora morrowiae
Lineage: Eukaryota; Fungi; Glomeromycota; Glomeromycetes; Diversisporales; Acaulosporaceae
Source: the annotation of a GenBank genome assembly